AUGGCCAAGGUCGUGGAGGCUGAUUUCAGCAUCAAACCAGAAAACAUCACGCCUCAGAUCCCUACAUCUGAAUGGCCGCUUCUGUUGAAGAACUAUGACAAAUGCAAGUCCCCAAUGCUGGUUCGAACCGGUCAUUUCACGCCGAUUCCUGUCGGCUGCACACCAUUGAAACGCGAUCUCAAAUCCUACAUCUCGUCCGGCGUCAUUAAUCUUGACAAACCCUCUAAUCCUUCAAGUCACGAAGUCGUCGCCUGGGUCAAGCGGAUAUUGCGGGUAGAGAAGACCGGCCACAGCGGCACACUGGAUCCCAAAGUUACCGGAUGCUUGAUUGUCUGCAUCGACCGAGCCACUAGACUGGUCAAAUCCCAACAAGGUGCCGGAAAAGAGUACGUCUGCGUGAUCCGGUUACACGACAAAUUGCCCGGAGGCGAAGCGCAAUUUGCUCGAGCACUCGAAACGCUGACGGGCGCCCUGUUCCAACGACCUCCCCUUAUCUCCGCCGUCAAGCGACAGCUACGUAUCCGAACGAUCCACGAGAGCAAGCUAUACGAAUUCGACAAUGACCGGCAUCUCGGUGUUUUCUGGGUCAGCUGCGAAGCUGGAACCUACAUCAGAACUCUCUGCGUACAUCUGGGAUUGCUGCUGGGUGUUGGUGCGCACAUGCAGGAAUUGAGAAGAGUAAGAAGCGGAGCAAUGGCCGAGAGCGACGGCAUGGUCACUUUACAUGACGUCCUCGAUGCGCAGUGGAUGAUGGACAACAACCGAGACGAGUCGUAUCUUCGAAAAGUCAUUUCCCCGCUUGAGAGCCUCCUGACCACAUACAAGAGAAUCGUUGUAAAGGACAGCGCGGUCAAUGCUGUCUGCUAUGGCGCCAAACUGAUGAUCCCUGGUUUGCUACGAUUCGAGGCUGGUAUUGAAGUCCACGAAGAGGUCGUUCUAAUGACGACAAAGGGCGAGGCAAUCGCUCUUGGGAUUGCGAUGAUGUCAACAGUCGAGCUGUCUACCUGUGACCAUGGAGUUGUUGCCAAAGUCAAGAGAUGUAUCAUGGAGAGGGACUUGUAUCCCCGACGUUGGGGCAUGGGACCUGUGGCGCUAGAGAAAAAGAAGAUGAAGUCUGACGGAAAGCUUGAUAAAUAUGGCCGACCAAACGAAAACACUCCAGCGAAGUGGAAUGCUGAGUACACCGACUACGGCGCUUCCGCCAAUACAGAAGGCACAAAAGCCACCCCAGUAGGGGAGACCACUUCCAAAUCCGACGUCCUUUCCGCUCCACCCGUCGCCCCGAAUGGUGAGGCGGGCGGUCAAAUGGAUCUUGACGAGAAGACUGCUGCCCCUCCUGCAGGAGAAGCGGCGGCGGAGCCUCCGACGACGAAUGGCGAGUCUACUCUUAAGAUCAGGAAAGAAGAAAAGGAGAAGAAGCGCAAGAGUAAACACGAGGGUGAGACGCCUGAAGAGAAAGCCGAGCGGAAACGGAGGAAACAGGAAAAGAAGGAGAAGAGGGAAAAAAAGAGAGCGAGCGGCGUGAAGAAGGAGGAAAGUGAUGACAGCGAGUGA
Messenger RNA from Fonsecaea multimorphosa CBS 102226, 1554 nucleotides. Its product is annotated as centromere/microtubule-binding protein cbf5. The transcript has 3 exons. Gene Ontology annotation, cellular component: box H/ACA snoRNP complex. The coding region runs from base 1 to 1554 and encodes 517 amino acids. Gene Ontology annotation, biological process: rRNA pseudouridine synthesis; snRNA pseudouridine synthesis; mRNA pseudouridine synthesis. Gene Ontology annotation, molecular function: pseudouridine synthase activity; RNA binding. Lineage: Eukaryota; Fungi; Ascomycota; Eurotiomycetes; Chaetothyriales; Herpotrichiellaceae. The record is from RefSeq and is a predicted model, not a curated record.